Messenger RNA from Rhinopithecus roxellana (golden snub-nosed monkey), 2265 nucleotides. It is a transcript of the gene MUCL3, whose product is annotated as mucin like 3. Lineage: Eukaryota; Metazoa; Chordata; Mammalia; Primates; Cercopithecidae. The coding region runs from base 1 to 2250 and encodes 749 amino acids. The transcript is spliced from 3 exons. The record is from RefSeq and is a predicted model, not a curated record.
AUGGCCCAGAUGGUCCACAGCCUCUGCUCCACCUUUGGCCUCCAGUGCUGCCUCCUCUUCCUUCUAGCUUCUUGGGAGGCAGGUGCUAAUACAUUCCAAGAAUAUCAGAAAACUGGGGAACUCUCAACAUCUGAUGACAUAUUUCCCCUCACUCCAGGCCUUGUUUAUAGUAUCCCUUUGGAUCACACUGUUCAUUCAGGACAAAGACCUCCAGAGCUCCCUAAAUCUACAGAAAUCCAUGAGCAAAAACGCCACUGCAACACCACACGCUAUUCUAAGCCAACUGACAAGCCUAUGGACAACUCCAAAACUACAGACCACAAAAGCUCUACAGAUAAUCAUGAGGCUCCUCCCUCUUCUGAAGAAAACUCCAGCAAUCAAGGGACAGACCCAAUGAACCGGAACCAGCACUCUGUUGAUCCUGCUUACUCCACUACCACACAUAAAGAAUCCUCUGAAAAAAAACAUACAACGCCAGCACCCAAGAGCAAAACAAAUUGUCAUAAGUCCACAACAGGCAAAUCAAUGGUAACAAGAAAACCAGAUAAAAUUGGAAGACCUUUGGAAAAGUCCAUGAGUCCUUUGGAUAAUAAACACACAACUUCCUUCCACAACUCAGGCAAUUCACAGACCAAGCCAAAAAAAAUAUGUUUUUCAGAAAAAACCACAGCAGCCUCAAAAACAACAUACAAGACUACAGGAACCCCAGAAGAGUCAGAAAAAACUGAAGAUUACAGAACAACAGUUGCCUCAGACAGGCUCCUGACAAAAACUACAAAAAAUAUACACGAGAUCAUAUCAGCCAGUGAGACACAAUCUCUAGCAAAGCCUACAGAACAUGGAGAAAGGACAGCCAACGAGAAGACCACACCAUCCCCAGCAGAGCCUACAGAAAAUGGACAAAGGACCCCAUUUGCCAAUGAGAAGACCACAUCAUCCUCAGCAAAGCCUACAGAACAUGGAGAAAGGACCCCACUGGCCAAUGAGAACACCGCAACAUCCCCAGCAGGGCCUACAGAAAAUAGAGAAAGGACAGCCAAUGAGAAGACCACACCAUUCCCAGAAGAGCCUACAGAAAAUAGAGGAAGGACAGCCAAUGAGAACACCACACCAUCCCCAGUAGAGCCUACAGAAUAUGGAGAAAGGACACCAUCAGCCAAUGAGAAGACCAUACCAUCUCCAGCAGAGCCUACAGAACAUGAAGAAAUGACCCCAUCGGCCAAUGAGAACACCACACCAUCCCCAGUAGAGCCUACAGAAUAUGGAGAAAAGACUACAUUGGCCAACGAGAAGAUCACAGUAUCCCCGGAAGGGCCUACAGAACAUGGAGCAAAAACUACAUUGGCCAAUGAGAAGGUCACACCAUCUGUAACAGAACCUACAGAACAUGGAGAAAGGACCACAUCACCCAAUGACAAGAUCACCCCAUCUGCAGCAGAGUCUACAGAACAUAGAGAACGGACUAUAUCAGCCAAUGUGAUCACACCAGCCCCAGCAGAGCCUAUAGAACAUGGAGAAAGGACCACAUUGGCCCAUGAGAAGAUGACACAAGUCACACAAAAGUCUACAGAACACCCAAAAAAGACCAUGUCAACCACAGAGAAAACCACAAGGGCCUCAGAAAAGCCUACACUACACUCAGAAAAGACCAGAUCCACCAAAGAGAAAAACACACCAGUCCCAGAAAAGCCUACAGAAAACCCGAGGAACACCACACUGACCACUGAGACCAUAAAAGCCCCAGUAAAGUCCACAGAAAACCCAGAAAAAACAGCAGCAGUCACAAAGACUAUAAAACCUCCAGUCAAGGUCACAGGAGACAAAUCUCUCACUACUACUUCUUCUCAUCUAAAUAAAACUGAGGUUACUCAUCAGGUGCCCACUGGUUCUUUCACCCUCACUACACGUAGAAUGAAGUUGAGUUCUAUCACAUCAGAAGCCCCAGGCAAUGUGAGCCAUCCACACCUCAAUAAAAAUGACUCACACAACGAUAUCCAUGCUGGACAGAUGGGGGAGAAUGAUUCAUUCCCUGCAUGGGCCAUAGUUAUUGUGGUCCUGCUGGCUGUGAUUCUCCUCCUGGUGUUCCUUGGCCUGGUCUUCUUGGUCUCCUACAUGAUGUGGACACGCCACACACUAACCCAGAACACCCAGGACAAUGACCCAGAGGAUGAGGGUGGCCCCAAUUCCUACCCAGUCUACCUGAUGGAGCAGCAGAAUCUUGGCAUGGGCCAGAUCCCUUCCCCACGGUGAUCUUGGAGUAGGAGC